AUGGAAGUUCGCAAUGCGGGCGCUCCAGUGAAGGCCGAGACAUCACCAGACCUUCCAUCGCCCACACAACCGCCCUCGGUCGACUCACCGUGUCCGUCGCCAUCUGCGCCCACCACCACCCCCACUAUCGCCUCUUCUUCGCAUCCAAAGCGACCCUCCUCCGAGCCUGUCCCGCCCCGAAAACGUGUUCGCCGCUGGCACCACCGCGGCUUCACGGGCUGCUCAACCUGUCGUCGCCGACAUGUCCGCUGCGACGAGGCCGCUCCGACCUGCAAGAAUUGCACCCGUCUUGGCCUCGAGUGCGAUGGACUGCAAGGCCGGAUGACUUUCAAGGUCUACGGGCCAACGCCGACGCCGCAGACAAGUCGACUGAGCGGACAGAGUCGCGGGAAGCAGAGUCACACGGAGAGUAGCCCGGACUCUUCGAGCGAGUCAUGCGGCUCCGGAACAGGAGUGACUGUGAAGUCGGAGACGGUGGGCGAUUGCGAGACGCUGGGGGGAACUCCCACCACGCUACCGCAAUUGAAGGACCAGACACGUUUUCACUUCCAGCAGCCCGUUCGCCCGUCCAACCUGCGGUCAGUGACUCUGCGAUGCACGGAUGAGCAGUACUUUGGUCAUUUUGUCAAUCAGGUCUCGAGUCUGUUGAUCGUCCACGAAACCGCUCUCAAGGUCAACCCGUACCGUAGCUGUUUCCCCGAUCUAGCUCGGUCGUCGUCGUCCAUGACUGCCGCCAUGCAAGCGCUGGGCGCUUUACACUUGGCAAACACCUCCUAUGGAAAUGAACGGCUUGGCCACUUUGAAACCGCCAUCGGCAAGUACGGGCAGGUGAUGACGACCGUUCGGGACGGUCAGACUUUUCCCAAUGGCAAGAUUCGAAUUCAAGACCUUGCGACUUGCUUGUUGCUGUGUCUCUUCGAGAUGAUGGAUUCUCAGCAUCCGAACUGGGAGAUUCAUCUCAAAGGUGCUCGUGAAAUGUACAACCUUCUCUUUUGUCCCCGAAGCGACAAGCUUCCUAGCGAAGGGCAGUGCAUCGACGAUGUGCACCAUCCUCUACGAUCUUUUCUCCUCUCGCUGCUGUCCUCGCUUGAUGUGGCCGGCGCAUGUGCCAGGCCCGGUGACCCAGUGGCAACAAAGAGCUACUGGAAGACGCUGGAGGGCGGUUGGGAGUACAAUUUUGGCAUUCCCCGUCUGUCCACCACCACACCUCCGGAUGAUCCUCGUCUGCUGGAACUGCGCAAGGCAUGGUCCCGGAUGAUGGAAGUCAGGGCUAUCAUAAGCACAUUUGCCCGCGACAAGGCAAGGUUAAGCCCUGACCAACAGGACCUUAUCUACCGACGCAUCUUUCAUCAAUUGGCCGCCUGGCGUCAGACCACUCCAAUCCCGCUCCAAAUACUGGGGGAGAUGGAGCUCCACCACGAGCGUCUCGACGCUUUCCCGGAGCCAGACAUGUUGGAGUACUACGGCUGUGUCGAGGCAUAUGAAAAGGCGACUCUGGUGCAUCUGCACCAAAUUGCGGGUGCGGGCCGACCCAACUGGAUCACCGAUCGAGCGUAUCUGGAUUCGCUGAUCACGCGGAUCGUGACUCUCAUCCGUCGAUUGACUACGGACGUUGGCCAGCUCGCAUUUCUCUGGCCGUUGUUUAUCGCCGGGCGGGAGACGCGCAAGGCCGAGGAGCAACAAUAUGUUCAGCGCACCCUGCACGAGCUGACACGAUUCGGGUUCCGAAAUGUGGACAAGGCACUGGAGCUUCUCGAGGGUAUCUGGUUGAAGCGACGGGCUUUUCCAGAAGGCUGGACGGAGACGCUCGAAGAGCUUCAGACGAACAUUCUUCUGCCGUAA
Messenger RNA from Penicillium diatomitis, 1842 nucleotides. RefSeq names its product Zn(II)2Cys6 transcription factor. The record is from RefSeq and is a predicted model, not a curated record. Bases 1 to 1842 code for a protein of 613 amino acids. Gene Ontology annotation, molecular function: transcription cis-regulatory region binding; zinc ion binding; DNA-binding transcription factor activity, RNA polymerase II-specific. Lineage: Eukaryota; Fungi; Ascomycota; Eurotiomycetes; Eurotiales; Aspergillaceae. The transcript is spliced from 2 exons. Gene Ontology annotation, biological process: positive regulation of transcription by RNA polymerase II. Gene Ontology annotation, cellular component: nucleus.